Molecule: messenger RNA, 1354 nt
Organism: Habropoda laboriosa
Lineage: Eukaryota; Metazoa; Arthropoda; Insecta; Hymenoptera; Apidae
Gene: Sqor
Product: sulfide:quinone oxidoreductase, mitochondrial
Exons: 8
Coding region: 59-1354 (431 amino acids)
Cellular component (GO): mitochondrion
Molecular function (GO): FAD binding; sulfide:quinone oxidoreductase activity
Source: RefSeq, a predicted model, not a curated record
AUUUUUGGUAAAUAUACGACACAUUUGAUUUUAACAUUUACAUUAUAUAAAAUCAGAAAUGAGUCAUAUUAGGAGUUUACGUUAUACUGUGUCUUGUUUAAAUACUUGUAAUUUGGAACCUCUUAAAAGACAUAUAUUAAUUAAAAAUGGAUAUAGAAAUGCCCACCAUUCGUGCAAAGUAUUGGUAGUUGGAGGUGGUACUGGAGGUUGUAGCAUGGCUGCAAAAUUUGCAAAUAAAUUCAAAAAUCCAAAUCAAGUUACUAUAAUAGAACCAAAUGCAUUACAUUACUAUCAACCAAUGUUUACAUUAAUUGGUGGUGGUAUAAGGUCUCUUGAAGCUUCAAAAAGACCAAUGAAAGAUACUUUACCAUCAAAUGCAAAAUGGUUUGAAGACAAUGUAAUAAGCUUUGAACCAACCCAAAAUCAAGUGACUAUGAGUAAUGGAGAUACUGUGGAAUAUGAAAUUAUGAUUGUUGCAGUUGGUCUUCAACUGUAUUGGGAAAAAAUACCUGGUUUAGUAAAAAGUCUUAAAGAUGGUCUCUCACAAGUCUGCUCCAUUUAUGGGUCUGAUACUGUUGUAAAUGUAUUUCCAAAAAUUGCAAGAACUCAGGAGGGUACUGCAAUAUUUACCUUCCCAAACAGCCCUGUUAAGUGUCCUGGAGCUCCUCAAAAAAUUGCGUACAUUGCAGAGGAUUAUUUUCGUAAAAAAAAGGUCCGUGAUAACGUGAAAGUUGUAUAUAAUACAGCUUUACCAGUUAUAUUUGGAGUUAAAAAGUAUGCUGAUUCACUUUGGGAUGUCUGCAAACAAAGAAACAUUACUGUGAAUGUUCAAACAAAUCUUGUGGAAAUAGAUCCAGUUAAACAGGAAGCUGUAUUUCAGAAGUUAGAUGGAUCAAAUGAAACGUUUGUUGAGAAGUAUUCGUUGCUUCACGUGUGCCCACCAAUGGGUCCACCCGAUGUUCUGAAGAAACAUCCUUCUUUAACAAACGAAGUAGGAUUUUUGACUGUCGAUCCUAAAACUCUACGUCAUACGAAAUACCCGAACAUAUAUGGUAUCGGAGAUUGUACAAGUACCCCAAAUUCGAAAACGAUGGCAGCAAUAGCGGCUCAGGGGAAAGUGCUAUAUAAAAAUAUUAUAGACGAUUUAGCUGGUAAACCGAUGACUAUGGCUUAUAAUGGUUAUUCGUCUUGUCCUUUGGUUACUGGUUAUAAUAAAUGCAUUUUGGCUGAAUUUGAUUAUAAUUUGCAACCAUUAGAAACGUUUCCAGUAAAUCAAGGACGAGAAUAUUUCUUCACAUAUUUACUCAAAACUUACGUUUUCCCACUUUUGUAUUGGAAUUUAAUGACUCGGUAA